Striga asiatica is the source of this 666-nucleotide messenger RNA. NCBI's taxonomy places the organism in Eukaryota, Viridiplantae, Streptophyta, Magnoliopsida, Lamiales, Orobanchaceae. The record is from the annotation of a GenBank genome assembly.
AUGGAUGUUGGAGCCGCUGGGAACAAUAAUGGAGGCUUUCAUGGCUACCGCAGGACAACCUCUGACACAAAACUGGACAACACCAGCCAGCCCAACCCCCACCCAACCGAGGAAGGGUCGGGUGAGUGCAUGGUUCGUGAGCAAGACCGUUUCAUGCCGAUUGCAAAUGUGAUACGCAUAAUGAGGCGCAUCCUUCCCCCGCACGCAAAGAUAUCAGACGACGCUAAGGAGACGAUUCAGGAGUGCGUGUCGGAGUACAUAAGCUUCAUCACGAGCGAGGCUAAUGACAGGUGUCAGCGUGAGCAGCGAAAGACCAUAACUGCAGAGGACAUCCUUUGGGCAAUGUCGAAACUCGGUUUUGACGACUAUAUCGAGCCCCUCACCAUUUACCUCCACCGCUACCGAGAGCUCGAUGGUGGGGACCGCGGCUCACUCCGUGGGGACCCCUUAUUAGCUGCAGUCAAGCGGGCCCCACUCUUCCACCAGCCACCGGCGAUGGCUUUUCACCAUGGCUUCUUUGGGGGACAGACGGUCAAUUUGGGUUUCUUCAAGGACAAUGGGAGUGUGGGGCCUUCACAGUUUCCUCACUGUCUUGGUGAUUCGUUCAAGUGUAGUGUAAAAGGAUGGUUGGGCUUACUAAAAUUCAAUGCACUGCCUUUUAUUUGA